This is a messenger RNA of Erythranthe guttata (spotted monkey flower), 1190 nucleotides long. NCBI's taxonomy places the organism in Eukaryota, Viridiplantae, Streptophyta, Magnoliopsida, Lamiales, Phrymaceae. The record is from RefSeq and is a predicted model, not a curated record.
UAUAUAUAUGAAGAAGAUACAUGCACAAAUUAUAACCAAGGAGCAAAAAAAUCCCAGCAGCCUUCCCAAAAUCCUGCUCCUCACGGGUGAUAAUAUCUCGAGAAUUUCCACUAGCAUGAGCUUUUACGACCGUAAAGAAAUCGAUUGUCUAUGCUGCUCUAAUGGGCUGCUUUCACUCCAAAAUAACUAAACAUACCCCUGGUUAUGAGGACCCCACCAUUCUUGCUGCCGAGACACCUUUCACAGUGAGUGAAGUAGAAGCUUUGUACGAACUUUUUAAGAAGAUAAGCAGCUCCAUAAUAGACGACGGCCUCAUUCACAAGGAAGAAUUCCAGCUAGCACUCUUUAGGAACAGAAACCGGAGAAAUCUGUUCUCAGACAGGAUAUUUGAUUUGUUUGACUAUAAACGCAAUGAAGUGAUCGAAUUUGGAGAAUUUGUCCGAUCUUUAGGUGUAUUUCACCCUAAUGCACCAGUUUCUGACAAAGUUGCAUUUGCAUUUAGACUCUACGAUCUAAGGAACACAGGUUACAUUGAGAGGGAAGAGUUGAGAGAGAUGGUAUUGGCACUAUUACACGAAUCAGACCUAGUACUUUCAGAGGACUUUGUAGAAAUGAUUGUGGACAAGACAUUCUCUGAUGCAGAUACGAAAGGUGAUGGAAGGAUAGACCCAGACGAGUGGAAAGAAUUUGUAUCGAGAAAUCCAUCUCUCAUCAAGAAUAUGACUCUCCCAUAUCUCAAGGAUAUAACACUUGCGUUUCCUAGCUUCGUAAUAAGCUCGGAAGUUGAAGACUCCGAAGUGUAAAUCAACUUGCAGCUCUUUGGUAACUCCCUCCCUGUCACAUUUCGAGGAAAUGAACUUCAAGAAGGACAUACAUACAUAUUUAUGUAUAUACAGAUCAUACUUUUAUACAGCACGGAUCGAGUUUCUGUUAGCCGAAAGUGGAAGGUUUCGGGUUCUUGCUAUGGUUUUGCAGAUGAAUGUUUUUUGGGUUAUUUUUGUUGUAAUAUUAGUUUGAGGUUUGAAAUUAUGUUUUGUGUAGAAGGAAAUCCGUUGUCUAGCAUACGUAAUAAACUGGGCAUGGAUUUGUUUUUGUUAUUUUUAGUUUAGUAAAUAUUAAUAAUAGGGGCUAUUUGUCAAACACCCCUCAUUGAAUUUUGACUUCUUAAUAAAUCCAAUUUUUUUAAUUGA